UUGCUCGCUGAUGUCUGGACGCUAACAGACCACAGGACAACAUGAAGCUGUUCAUUUUCGCCGCCGUCCUGGCCGUGGCUGUCGCUGCUCCGUCUGACCUCUCCUACGAGCGUGACAUCAUCGAGAUCCUCAGACAGAACAUCGACCACCACGACGAUCACUCCUAUCAGCAGUCUUUCGAGACCGAAAACGGCAUCUCGGUGUCGGAGUCUGGCCAGACGGAGGAUGAUGACAGCUACAGCAUGAGCGGCCAGUUCAGCUACGUGGCCCCCGACGGCGUCACCUACACCGUGCUGUACUCGGCCGGCGAGGGCGGCUUCCAGCAGGAAGAGGAGGAGGAGGAGGAGGAGGAGGAGGUCCGUACUGCUUACGAGCCCCAGUAUGAGCGCGUCAUUGUCGGUUACAGGCCUCGCUACAACUAG
This is a messenger RNA of Pollicipes pollicipes, 422 nucleotides long. Its product is annotated as flexible cuticle protein 12. The transcript has 4 exons. NCBI's taxonomy places the organism in Eukaryota, Metazoa, Arthropoda, Thecostraca, Pollicipedomorpha, Pollicipedidae. Gene Ontology annotation, molecular function: structural constituent of chitin-based larval cuticle. Gene Ontology annotation, cellular component: chitin-based extracellular matrix. Bases 42 to 422 code for a protein of 126 amino acids. The record is from RefSeq and is a predicted model, not a curated record.